Messenger RNA from Colletotrichum gloeosporioides, 3924 nucleotides. RefSeq names its product N amino acid transport system protein. Gene Ontology annotation, biological process: proteolysis. The record is from RefSeq and is a predicted model, not a curated record. Gene Ontology annotation, molecular function: serine-type endopeptidase activity; tripeptidyl-peptidase activity. Gene Ontology annotation, cellular component: cytosol; membrane; cell wall. The transcript has 8 exons. Bases 1 to 3924 code for a protein of 1307 amino acids. NCBI's taxonomy places the organism in Eukaryota, Fungi, Ascomycota, Sordariomycetes, Glomerellales, Glomerellaceae.
AUGCGCGCCUCAACAUUUCUCACGGCCCUCUGCCUUCUCGGCAGUGGUGUCGCCUCGCGUGUUGGCCGAAGAGACAACUCCACGACAACGGACACGGUGAUUCCCAACCGCUUCAUCCUGCAACUAGCAGAUGCUGCGGAUGUUGCGACGGUAGCUGCAGCCAUUAAUGCGCGACCCGGCGCCCGAGUUGUCAAGGAGUUCAACAGCCCCGUUUUCAAGGCCGUCAGCAUUGAGUCCAAUACUGAGACCACCGACUCCCUCUCCAAGAUCACCGACGUCGACUCAGUGUGGCCAUCUCGCAUGAUCAAGCUCGAUCCUUCGCCCAAAGGCUCGCUUGGCAAAAGAGAUGCUGCAGCAGUCCCGUUCCGCGAGAUUCACAAGUCCACCGGCGUCUAUAGACUACAUGAGGCUGGGAUCUUGGGAGAGGGCGCGAAAGUGGCUGUCGUUGAUACUGGAAUCUACUACGAUCAUCCCGCUCUUGGUGGUGGGUUCGGCCCUGGCUUCAAGGUUGAGGGUGGCCGCGAUCUAGUUGGCGAUGGAUCCUGGCCGAAUGAACCUAAGAACCCCGAUGACGACAUUGAAGAUUUCCAGGGACAUGGAACUCACGUCGCUGGCAUUGUGGCCGGUGAAACAGAAGAGUUCAAGGGAGUUGCCCCCAAAGCCAAGAUUUACGGUUACAAGGUCAUGGGUGCUCGAGACUACACCGAUGACGAGACUCUCAUUGAAGCUUUCCUUGCCGCAUACGACGACGAUGUUGAUGUCAUCACGGCCAGCAUCGGCGGUCCCGAUGGAUGGCCCGACAGCGCCUGGCAACGGGUGUGCGACCGUAUCGCAGCUACUGGAAUCGUCAUCACCAUUGCAGCCGGCAACUCGGGUUGGGAGGGCGCUUAUCACGGCAGCUCCGGUUCUUCAGCCAAGGGAGUUAUCGCAGUCGCAUCCACAGAAGCGUCCGUCAUUGCGGGAAAACCCUUCAACGCGACCUUCACCGAUGCUUCCGGCGUCUCCAAAACCUUCACUAUUGGCUACAUGGCCGACGAAGCGUUCCCUGAGACCCUCAACGUGCCGAUCGUUCCGCUCACCUUGGACACCACUUCUGAGAUCGCGCGCGGAUGCCAGUCAUUCCCUGCCGGAACUCCCUCUUUCACCAACAAGAUUAUCUUGCUCCGCGCUGGAGGUUGUCAGAACUUGGUGAAGCAGGCCAACGCGAGAGCCGUCGGUGCCCAGUACGUCCUCACCUACAACGACGAGUCCGUCAUCGGGGUCCCCUUUAACUACGAGAGCGCGACCAUCGGCACCGUAUCUGGCGACGCAGGUCAUGAGAUCAUCAACGUCAUCAAGAACGGCGGUAAGGUCACGGGCGACUUCUCCCUCGACCACUCCAAGCCCAUCGGUAUCCUCAACCCGUACGGCAACCUCGCAAACGACUUCACCAGCAUCGGCGCCCUCAACGACCUCUCCCUGAAGCCCGAUAUCGCAGGGCCUGGCGGCGACGUCUUCAGCUCCUAUCUCUCCCCGCCGACAUGGGCUAUCCUCAGCGGCACGUCGAUGGCGACGCCGUAUCUGGCUGGUGUCGCUGCCCUCUACAUCGGCAAGUUCGGAGGCAAGAAGGUCCAUGGUGCCAAGUUCAGCGAGCAGCUCAUGAUGCGCAUCAUCUCCAGCGGUGAGCCGGUACAGUGGUCCAACGAUAUCAACGUCGUAGACGGCUUCACUGCCUCGGUGGCCCAGGUCGGCACCGGCCUUGUCAACGCUUCCAAGGUUCUUGACUACACCACCCAGCUGUCGCUCGAGCGCUUCGCCCUCAACGACACGGCCAACUUCAUCGAGAGGCACACUGUCGAGAUCACCAACAAUGCCGUGCAGGCGGUCACGUACACCUUUGCCGUAGAGGAGGCCGGGGGCUUUGACACCCUUGACGCUUCCGACCCGACCAAGAUCGCCAAGUAUCCCCUUACGCCCCAGAAGAUGGUGCCGGAAGUAACUCUACCUCAAGAGGGGUUCAGUGUUGGACCGGGUGAGACGAAGACCGCGGAGUUCAUCUUCAAAGCUCCAGGUGGACUCAACGCUGCCCUGCUACCCACUUACAGCGGAAACAUUGCCAUCAAGAGCAGUGUCGGCGAACACCUUGCCAUUCCUUACCUAGGACUAGCCGCCGAUCUCCAGAAGGAAAUGCAUGAGACCUUCGAAAAGGGGUCUCCUACAGGAACCAAAGGCCCUGAUGGUAACACGGCGCUGGACGGCAGCAAGCCGGUUUCCUUCACGUUCGACCUGUCCACCGCAGCCCAAGACUUCCCCCGCAUCGCGUAUGAGAUGUUGUGGGGAACCAAGACCCUUCGAUGGGAUAUCUUUGAAGCUGGAUGGGACGAGAGCCGCUGGACAUCGUACCCGCCCGUAGUCGGAGAGAACGGCUACGUUGGAACUGCGGCGGGCUACCGUGGCUCGCCGAGCCAGGCCAACUUCGAUCCAGCAAGGGAUGCCAAGAACUGGACGGUUGCGUUCCCGUUGGUAAACAUCUUCCGGACAUCGAUCGAGACAGCGAGGCACCGUGUUUGGUGGCUCGGAGGGCUCGGAGAUGGGACCGACAUCAAACCUGGCAAUUACACGAUGCGUUUUGCGGCGCUCAACCCCCUCGGUGAUCCCGCCAAGGCUGAUCAUUGGGAUGUGAGCCAUGCUGAACAGGUUGCACAGAUCAAGUACAAGACGCUAUCAUGGCAUCUUGUCGCCGUCCUCAUGAUCGCCGAGAUUGUGAGCAACGGCAUGCUCUCCCUCCCCUCCUCUCUCGCCGUCGUCGGAAUCGUCCCAGGCGUAGUCCUCAUCGUCUUCCUCGGCGUCUUCGCGACCUACACCUCCUGGCUCCUCGUCCAGUUCAAGCUCCGCCACCCGGAGAUCCACUCCAUGGGCGACGCCGGGCAGGUCCUCUUCGGCCGACCGGGCCGCGAGCUCCUCGCCUUCGGCACCGUCGUCUUUGCCAUCUUCGCGACCGGCGGCCAGCUCCUCGCCGGCCAGAUCGCCCUCGCGACCCUCAGCGACAACAAGCUCUGCCUGAUGCUAUACACGGGCAUCUUCGCCAUCCCGACCUUCAUCUUCAGCUUCCCGCGGACGAUGGACCAGCUGUCGUGGCUGUGCAUACCCUCAGUCAUUUCCAUCCUCGUCGCCGGGGUCGUGGGCAUGGUCGGAGCCGGGCUGCACCCCGCGGCCGACCGGCAGGUCAGCGUCGCGGUCGCGUCGGACUUCUACACGGCCUUCAUCGCCAUCACGAACCCCGUGUUCGCAUACGCGGGGCACUUCAUGUUCUUCAUCCUCAUGUCAGAGAUGCGGCGCCCCCAGGACGCGAUGAAGGCGGCCUACGUGCUGCAGGGCUUCGCGACGACCUUCUACGCCGUGUUCGCGGUCGUGUGCUACGUCUACCUUGGCGAUGGCGUCGCGUCGCCGGCGUUCAGCAGCCUGGAGCCCAAGUGGGCGAAGGCGGCGUACGGCAUCGCGAUCCCGAACUUCCUGCUGGCCGGGUCGCUGUAUGCGCACACGGCGGCCAAGUUGAUCUUUGUGAGGAUCUUCCGCAAGAGCCGUCACCUGCACAGUCAUACGUGGGCGGGAUGGGGAACGUGGACGGUGCUAAUACUGCUGUCGAACGCGGCGUCGUUUGUGCUGGCUGUGGGAGUGCCGAUUUUCAAUUACUUGAUUGGCAUCGCGGCAAGCUUGUUCGCGGCGUGGUACACGUAUGGAAUCGCGGGCGCGUUCUGGUUGCACGAUAACUAUCACGACUUUGACGGGUGGAGGCAGUGGGCGCGGAAAUGGUUCCAGACACUGGUGGCGGUGUUAACCUUUGCUGCGGGAGGGUUCAUCUGCGUGGCGGGGACGUAUGUGACGGUCAAGGGCAUUGCGGAGGCUUAUUCAUCUGGUGAAGUUGGCGAGCCAUUCAGUUGUUAG